CUACAAAAACCGUCGCGUCCCUCUUGCUUUGUUGGGCUCUCAUCCUCAUCGUUCUAACGUCCACAGUCAUCGUCUUCAUCAGAAAUACUCAAAAUGGCGUGGAGAAGUCAGGGAAUUACCGGCUCUAAUAACAUCCCCCUGGGGAAAAUGCGCCGCUUCGGGGACGACAAAUCAGAUGGCGAAGAAGAUACCUCAGCCAUGCUUGCCUCGGUGCAGGUGCAGUAUCCUAACGGCAACGGCGAGAUGAAACGCGGUCGCAGCCCAGAGAGAUCUGAGCCCGACGGCCCUCGGCGCCGCAAGAAGAGAAAUCGCUGGGGUGACGCCACCGAGAAUAAGGCUGCUGGCCUGAUGGGUCUUCCGACGGCUAUCGUUGCGAACAUGACAAGCGAACAACUCGAGGCUUACACGCUCCACUUGCGCAUUGAGGAGAUCACUCAAAAGCUGAAGAUCGACGAUGUCGUUCCAGCGGACGGUGACAGGUCGCCAUCGCCUCCGCCACAAUACGACAACCACGGACGUCGUGUCAACACCCGAGAGUACCGCUACAGGAAGCGCCUCGAAGACGAGCGCCACAAGUUGAUCGAGAAGGCGAUGAAGAUCAUUCCCAACUAUCACCCACCACAAGACUAUCGCCGGCCGACUAAGACGCAGGAGAAGGUCUACGUGCCUGUCAAUGACUAUCCAGAGAUUAACUUCAUUGGCUUACUUAUCGGACCCCGUGGCAACACUCUCAAGAAAAUGGAAGGAGAGUCUGGAGCCAAGAUCGCAAUUCGCGGCAAGGGCUCGGUGAAAGAAGGCAAAGGCCGCUCUGACGCCGCUCACGCUAGCAACCAGGAAGAGGACCUUCACUGCUUGAUUAUGGCAGACACCGAGGAGAAAGUCAACAAGGCCAAGAAGCUCAUUCACAAUGUCAUUGAAACUGCCGCGUCGAUCCCCGAAGGCCAGAAUGAAUUGAAGCGCAACCAACUGCGUGAGCUUGCUGCUCUGAACGGUACCCUUCGCGACGACGAAAACCAGGCUUGCCAGAACUGUGGUCAGAUUGGCCACCGCAAGUACGAUUGUCCCGAGAAGCAAAACUAUACCGCGAGUAUCAUUUGCCGCACCUGCGGUAAUGCAGGCCAUAUGGCUCGUGAUUGUCCGGACAGACAACGAGGUACUAGCUGGCGUAACGAUGGUCCAAUGGGUGCCCGGCCUGCUGCUCGCGUCGGUGCCGGAGAUGCCGUUGACCGGGAAUACGAGCAACUUAUGCAAGAACUCGGCGGCACUGGAGCAGCUCCUGCUCGUAUCGAAGCAGGGCCAGGGUCUCAGGCCAACGGCAAUGGUGAUGUCAAACCAUGGCAGCGUGGUCCGACAGGCGGUCCUGCUCCUUGGCGCCGUAACAAUGACCGUGACAACAAUGAGGGCGGUCCAUCUGGGGGACCCGCGCCUUGGGCCCGAGAGAGCCGUGACCGGGGUGGCCGCGGACACGAUAGCCGUGAUGGUGGUGACCACUACUACGGUGGAGGACAGCAGAACAAUUACGGCGGUUCAGCCGCACCCGGUGCCGCGCCAUGGCAUCAGGCGCCUGUUCCCGGCGCCGUCCCCGGCCCCCCAGGCGGCUACGGUGGCUUUGCAGGCGUUCCCGGAUAUGGUGGCUAUGGGGCACCUCCGGGCCUAUCUCCCCCUCCCCCUCCAGGCGGUGUUGCUCCUCCAGGCCUUGUUGCCGGGAAUAUCUCCGCGCUCAUCCAGCAAUAUGCGAAUGCUCCACCGCCCCCUCCUCCUUCGGGCGCCGCUCCGCCUCCGCCCCCGAGCGAUCAACCUCCGCCGCCACCUCCAGGUGCCUAAAGUCACGGACGCUGCAUUUCUUGCGCGAGUUUUUAUGGUUUUCAACUGACCACAGUUAACUAACUAUGGAAUGCCUCGAUUUUGGCAAACUUGAAUUUGUCGAUAGUUGUUCUGGCACCUUUUUAGAGUCUUAGGCUUACGAUGGCGUCCGGGGGAUGCCGUAACAAGUGGCACUAACUGUACGAUUAGGUAGGCCGGUUCAGACGGCCUUGUUAGUACUGAUUUAGGUAUAAAAUAACUUGCUCUUGCCCUACCUAGGUAGCUUACUGCAGUGCUACGUGCACACCAAGACUAUGGUAUAGGUGAC
Molecule: messenger RNA, 2131 nt
Organism: Phialemonium atrogriseum
Lineage: Eukaryota; Fungi; Ascomycota; Sordariomycetes; Cephalothecales; Cephalothecaceae
Exons: 6
Coding region: 94-1824 (576 amino acids)
Biological process (GO): regulation of mRNA splicing, via spliceosome
Cellular component (GO): nucleus
Molecular function (GO): mRNA binding; zinc ion binding
Source: RefSeq, a predicted model, not a curated record